Messenger RNA from Epinephelus moara (kelp grouper), 3118 nucleotides. RefSeq lists its product as uncharacterized. The coding region runs from base 360 to 1991 and encodes 543 amino acids. The record is from RefSeq and is a predicted model, not a curated record. The transcript is spliced from 12 exons. Gene Ontology annotation, molecular function: SNARE binding. Gene Ontology annotation, cellular component: exocyst. Gene Ontology annotation, biological process: exocyst localization; exocytosis. Lineage: Eukaryota; Metazoa; Chordata; Actinopteri; Perciformes; Serranidae.
UGGAGCUACUAAUUAAAUCUGAACAACUAUAAUGUCUUUGAGUACCUGAAGGAAGUGGUGAGGUCAAGACUCAACCUUCAAUUAUUAUUAUUAUAAUAUUAUAAUUUAAUAGUAUUAGUAGUUUUAAUGUUUAUGUUAUUGUUGUGUGUCAACAUGAUGCAACACCUUUCACUUUAAGGCUGUAACCAGCUCUGAAGGAAAAUGAAAGUGUGGAUGAGGUAGUGGGGAAACCCCUUUAUCUACAGUAUAAAAGAUGGGAUCUUAGAGCUGCUGAUUCAGUUUACAAAGCCCUGAGCAGCAACGUGCAUCACUUAAAAGUCACAGAUUCAGCCACUGAAUCUUUAAAACUGGAGUUCAAAAUGAAGAGAUUUUUUAAGAGCAAAUCUCAGAGCGACAGCAAGAGACCUUUAAUGGAGAGUGAGAAUAGCAACAACAACAACUGCAACAUAGACGGAUACGAACGGGCCGCUGGCGGAUAUGACAACCCUGUGGCUCAGAACGCCCUCAACACCCAGGAGGAACAAUGCCUGGAAAGUGAGGAACAAUUCUCACUUAAGGAACUAGCUGAACUUCUGGGUGUGGACCUUGAUGCCAGCACCACUGAGAAUGGAUCUUGUUGCUCAAUGCGCCCUGAGUCCAAUUCACGGCAGUAUUGCAUUGUUCGCCUCAUCCAACAAUCUGUGAACAAGCACUUCCCAGAGCCACCGGCCGAUGUGGACAAGAACCUUCACCAGCACCUGAUAGAUGUGAAGGAAACUGUGCGCAAAGAGCUCGUGAAGCUGGGACCCCUGUUGGAAUCAGUGGGGUUGUUGGGACGUCUGAUUGGAUGCUACCAUCGUCAGACAUUUCGUCACCUUGAUGCUCUGCUCCAGAACAUCAGCUCCCCCCAGAGUUCCUUGGUGCUGAUAAAGUGGGCCUCCCAAACAUAUCUGAGUCAGGAUCUGCUCGGUCACCCUGACCUUCAGAAAAUGAAUCCCAUAAAAGAAGUUGACCUCGUGCUGUUCACAGAGUGGGUCGAAAAGGCAAAGGACAAACUGCUUGAGAAUGUGCAGACAGAGGUCAGAGGUCAGCUGGAGAUCAUCCUGCAGAUAAAGAGAGGAAACGAAGCCGACGACGAACUUCAUCUGGACACUAUUAUGUGCAUCGAGGCUAUACCCAAAGAAGCACAAAAAAUCAGCCCCAAACUGUCUGACCGUGUGCAGGAGGUUUGUUUCCAAGUGCUGCUUAUGUUUCUGAAGAGCUACUCUGCUACGCAGACUGAGAGACUUGGGGAAAUGGCAAAAAUGGACAACCCAGAGAUGAAAUGCUUCUUCCAGACUUUGAACAACUGUAAAAAUCUCAAGCUGCACGUCCAAAAUAAAGGCACCCUUCUUGAGGAAGCUGUGGCAGUGCUUGAAAACCUGGAGGAUUCCACAGUGAAACUUGUGAUGAACAUCGUAGCUGACAUCACAGAGAGCCACCUGAAGAAAUACUUCAAAUCAGAGAACAAGGAAUUCUCCCUCUUGAUUGAAGAAGUGAAGAAUCAUUUCUCCGAGUUUUCCUGCUUUCAGGACAUACAAAAGAGAGUGAUGGAUGGCGUCUACAAGCUCAUCGCUCGCAGUUACCUGAAACAUCUAAUACAAAGCAGCCAGAGCGAACUGAAGAAGCGCUGGAGUCCUGAUUUUGGACAAAAAGUUGCUGAGGAUAUGAAGUGGCUACAUAUAACCAUCUCAGACCUGGCUCCUGGUGUUCAAGAGUGGAACCUCAUGUUGCUGAAAGUCACAGAGCUGGUGGAGUGUAAGAGCACUGACACGAUGAAGCUCACAGUUGGAAGUAUGCAGAAUGAAUGUCUCACGUGGAGUGAGGACCUGGAGCUCCUGCCCGCAUUGCUCCGAUGGAACAGACUUUCUGGAAGGCAGGUUAAUGAGGUGCUGGAGGUCCUCCCAGGCUAUGAACCCAGACCCAGAGCUACAUCCUGGUACUCAUGUUUUGCCAAUCCGUCUCCACUAUGAAGAAUUAACAUUCUUUGCUAGCUUGAUGCUAAUGGCCGAACUCACCGGGAUGCCAAAGUGGCUCUGCUAUUGCACGCCAGCAUUCUUCCUUUGUUUGUUACACUGGAAAUAUCAAAAAGACUGCGGUUGUGUUGCUUUACAGCUGUCCAUGGCAGUAGAUUGCUCAGUGUUCCUAUUGGUCAAAGUGACGGCUGUUACACACAGUGUGGGUAUGCACUUUUACCACUCUGUUGUACAUCUGUGGUGUAACGACACUCAUAGUCGUUCACAGUCUGUCAACACCAUAGACGGCCAUAUUGGGCUUCUUCUUCUUCUUCUUCUUCUUUUGAUUUUAUUGGCGGUUGGCAAACAGCUUUCAGGGGCAUUACCGCCACCCACUGAACUGGAGUGUGGACUAGGUAUCUAAAUUAUCUCUUAUAUUCUCUUAUAUCUCAUAUUUAUGUAUGUCAAACAAAACAAACAAAAGAAACAAAAUUCACUUAACAUCAAAUAACCCAGCCUUAUAUUCUAUUCAUUAAAAAAUUCAUUUGCUGUUUCCAGCACUCGUCAUCUGAAGAUUUUCGUAAUAUGUUAAUGAUAUUGACUUCCCCUCGCUUUCUUAUUUCCUCCUUUAACACAGCUCUCUCUCUGUUAUAUAUCUUUGGCAGUAUAAUAGAAUAUGGUCCACUGUUUCCUCCUCUCCACAAUGUUCACACUUUCCUGUAUCAUGUUUUCUGAUUAGAAAUAAAGAAGUGUUUAACCCAGUAUGCCCAUUCCUUAAUCUGGUCAUAACUCUGUCCUCGGUCCUGUUCCGCCCGCCUGUUGCUGCACUCCCAGCUACUGGUUUAUGUUUGAAAAGGUACCGUCCUUUACUCUCUUAUUCCACUCAUUUUGCCACCUCUUUCUGAUCUGUCUCUUUAUCACCCCCUUGACUUCUGAUUUGCUAAUAUUUACAUGGAGUUUAUGCUCACUCCUUGAAGCUCCUUACGCUGCUCCAUCUGCCCUCUCAUUCCCUUCAGUCCCAAUGUGUGCAGGAACCCACACAAAACUGACAGACAAGUGCAUAUGCUUGAUUCUAAAUAAUGACAUCAUUAUUUCAAAUAAUAAGUCUUCUCUGCAUGUGGUGUUGAAAUAAAAUAAACUUUUUA